AUGACACUCCGCAAAGGAGAGAAAAUGACCAUAAGUAUCCAGGAGCACAUGGCUAUUGACGUCUGCCCCGGCCCCAUCAAACCCAUCAAGCAGAUCUCCGACUAUUUCCCACGCUUCCCCCGAGGGCUCCCCUCGUUCCCCCCUGCCGAGGCCCCCCGAGAGGAGGAUGAGGAUGUGGAUCAGCUUUUUGGAGCCUAUGGCACGACACCCGCCGAGCAGCCAGCCAAGAGCCAAGCGCCCGAGGAGGUGGUGGACCCCGAGGGCUACGAGUCCGACGACUGCACCACGUUGGGGACGCUGGAUUUCAGCUUGCUCUACGACCAAGAAAACAAUGCUCUCCACUGCACCAUCAAUAAAGCCAAGGGCCUGAAGCCGAUGGACCAUAAUGGUUUGGCUGAUCCAUAUGUCAAAUUGCACUUGCUUCCCGGAGCCAGUAAGGCAAACAAGCUGAGAACCAAAACGCUGCGUAACACUCUGAACCCCACGUGGAAUGAGACUCUCACCUACUACGGCAUCACCGACGAGGACAUGAUCCGCAAGACCCUGCGGAUCUCAGUCUGUGAUGAGGACAAGUUCCGCCACAACGAGUUCAUCGGGGAGACACGGAUCCCACUGAAGAAACUGAAACCCAACCAGACCAAAAACUUCAGCAUCUGCCUAGAGAAGCAGCUGCCGAUAGAUAAAACAGAGGACAAGUCGUUGGAGGAGCGUGGCCGGAUCCUCAUCUCCCUCAAGUACAGCUCUCAGAAGCAGGGGCUGCUGGUGGGCAUCAUCCGCUGUGCCCACCUGGCUGCCAUGGAUGCCAACGGCUACUCCGACCCCUACGUCAAAACUUACUUGAAACCAGACGAGGACAAAAAAUCAAAGCACAAGACAGCAGUGAAGAAGAAGACACUGAACCCAGAGUUCAAUGAGGAGUUCUGCUAUGAGAUAAAACACGGUGACCUGGCAAAAAAGACCUUAGAAGUCACCGUGUGGGACUAUGAUAUUGGGAAAUCGAAUGAUUUCAUAGGUGGAGUCGUGUUAGGAAUCAAUGCCAAAGGGGAGCGGCUGAAGCACUGGUUCGACUGCCUGAAAAACAAGGACAAGAAAAUCGAGCGCUGGCACACGCUAACGAACGAGCUGCCGGGCGCUGUCCUCAGCGACUGA
Molecule: messenger RNA, 1149 nt
Organism: Acanthisitta chloris (rifleman)
Lineage: Eukaryota; Metazoa; Chordata; Aves; Passeriformes; Acanthisittidae
Gene: DOC2B
Product: double C2-like domains, beta
Exons: 10
Coding region: 1-1149 (382 amino acids)
Cellular component (GO): membrane
Source: RefSeq, a predicted model, not a curated record